AUGGACCCCAGACAAUGCCCCUCUAGGAGCCGCGACGGAUUCUUCGUGUUGGCGAAGAGCCAUGCCUACAUGUCUUUUAGCAGACGAUCCCCUUCCCCCAGCACAGAACCCCGCAUAAAUCCCGAGAAGACCCCGCACAGCCCACAAGAACCUCCAGAAGAUAGACCGCAAGAGCUCCUGGAUGAACUAAAGGAUGUCUACGAUAAUGAGGCUUGCGAGUAUCGGCGAUGCUUGAACAUCGUUGCUGAAGACCUGAAACACGUCCUGGCCCAGGAGUCCAUCCGCCAUCUCCCCAUCGUCUCCAGGGUGAAGACCUGGGUCUCCAUCAGUGGGACUGCCCAACGCCGACAAAAGGACCGUUUAUCCGCGCAAGCGAUUCGGCAAAAGAUGAUGGAGCGGAAAGAGAAUUGGGAGCAGCAUUUCGAGCGAUACAAGAUGAGCAAAACCGAGCUGGGCUAUUUCAGGAACCGCGACGAGCUCAGCCACGUGUUCCACGACAUGCUCGGCGCGCGGAUCAUACUCUACUUCCCCAGCGACACCAAGAAGGUUCUCAGCCUGCUGCAGAACGCAGGGUACGAGAUGGCCAAGGACCCGAAAAGGAUGGGGGGCCUGGCGGACGUCAAGAGGCUCCGUAAGCUCCACGCGAAAUGGCUAGACGCGGACGCGUCCAAGGCCGCACCCACCGACGAUCUCGACCUGGACGGCGUGGAGCAGCAGUUCUCGGGGUACGGCGCGAUCCGGCUGGCUGCGAAGGUGCCCCGGCGGCUGCAGCCGCGAGAGCUAGGACCAGAAGCGGCCGAGAUCUGGGAGAGGCGCGUGGUGGAGAUCCAGGUCAGCACCGUGAUGAUGCACGCGUGGGCCGAGGUCGAGCACGACAUGACUUACAAGACCCAGCACGAGCGCGAGGUGACGCAGGAUGAGAAGGGCGUGCUGGACAUGCUCAACGGCCUCGCCAUCGCGAGCGAGGUGGGCUUGCGCCGUCUGAGAUCACCGCCCUCGGCGCCGUCCCCGGUGGCUGAGUCUGUUGAGGAGCUGCGUAGUUGGUUGUACCAGCUCUACAUCGUCAAGGAUAGGAGCACGCCGGCCGAGUGGGCUGACCUGAAUCAGCUUUGGGAUUUUCUGGUCCGAGGUGGCAAGAAUCGACGGGAUGCGUUCCAGCCCCUUGCUGAGGCGGCUUGGGAAAUAUUGUUGGGUGCCGAACGCGGCGUAAGUUUUGAGCUCGACCAUAUCCUGCCGUACAUCAUUAUGUACGGGCGCCUACCACAUCACGCGAUAGCAGAGGGCCCGAGGAAGCCGUUCGUCGAUACGGAUCCGCCAUCUGUCACCAGUGAUGGCAACGGCAUAAUAGCAACACUCCACAAAGCGGCCAAUAUAAUCGGCAACAUGGCCCUUCAGGGCCGCGUUCAGGACAGCCAGAUUGAUCCCCACGUAAAGGACAAUAACGGCCGCAAAGUCGCCUGUAUAUAA
This is a messenger RNA of Chaetomium globosum CBS 148.51, 1467 nucleotides long. RefSeq lists its product as uncharacterized. Gene Ontology annotation, biological process: guanosine tetraphosphate metabolic process. The record is from RefSeq and is a predicted model, not a curated record. NCBI's taxonomy places the organism in Eukaryota, Fungi, Ascomycota, Sordariomycetes, Sordariales, Chaetomiaceae. The coding region runs from base 1 to 1467 and encodes 488 amino acids. The transcript has 2 exons.